AUGGCCACGAUCAAACAAAUCGAUGGCCGCAGCGUCCAUCAAAUCCAAUCCGGCCAGGUCAUUGUCGACCUAUGUUCUGUAGUUAAAGAGCUGGUCGAGAACAGCGUUGACUCUGGGGCAACGAUCAUAGGUUGUGAAGACGUUCGUUUCAAAAACCAAGGACUCGAUUCAAUUGAGGUUCAAGACAAUGGAUCCGGGAUCUCGCCUGCAAAUUAUAGCUCUGUCGCUCUCAAGCACUACACAUCAAAGCUCUCGUCCUACUCUGACAUAGAGUCAUUACGAACUUUUGGCUUUCGUGGAGAGGCUUUGGCAUCCUUAUGUGCCUUGUCGAUUCUAACCGUGACGACGUGCCUAGAACAAGAAGCUCCCAAAGGUUCCAAACUAACCUUUCACCCGUCAGGAGAACUGGAUAGCACAACCGUCGUUGCAGCCCAGCGAGGGACAACUGUCGCAGUGGAAAACUUAUUCCACAAUUUGCCUGUCCGACGCCGAGAACUUGACCGUAAUAUCAAGAGGGAAUGGCACAAGGUUAUAACUCUACUUAAUCAGUAUGCGUGCAUCCUGACGAACGUGAAAUUCUCCGUAUCACAACAACCUACAAAAGGGAAACGAAUAUUACUCUUUUCCACGAAAGGCAACGCGACUACUCGUGAGAACAUUAUCAAUAUCUUUGGCGCAAAAGGUCUGGCAGCGUUGAUACCUCUCGAUCUUCACUUAGAACUCAAGCCCUCGGGUACUCACUCUGAUGUACGAACUGGCGAGAAAUCGGCUUCUAAUAGUCAUGAUGUUCGCAUCGUUGGUCAUGUCUCAAAACCUGCUCAUGGAGAGGGUAGACAGACCCCCGAUCGACAAAUGUUUUUUGUUAAUGGUCGACCCUGCUCACUGCCCCAAUUGGCCAAAGCCUUCAACGAAGUUUAUCGAUCAUAUAAUAACUCACAGUCGCCUUUCAUUUUCGCCGAUGUCCAACUAGAUACAAUGCUGUACGACGUGAACGUCAGCCCCGAUAAGCGGUCCAUUCUACUGCAUGACCAAAGCAACCUCCUGGAUACUCUUCGUACCUCCUUGUCUGAGUUGUUUAAUACCCAUGAAGACAGUAUAUCGAUUGCGACAUCGACUCAGAAUGUGAAACUGCAAGCUUAUCAUGGUAAAGGUACUAAGCCGGGACAACUCCCUCGAUUUUUCGACAGGUCACCGUCUACAGCUCAUACUACCACCCAGGUAGAAGACAACCUCAGUUACGAAGAUAAGGACAUCAGCCCCACGAGAGACAGCGAAGUGUCAGAGUCGGAUGAUGGAUUUUCUCCGGCAUCGCAACUGAUGAAGACGAGGUCGCAACGUAAUGAGAAGGACAAACUGCAUCUAAAUGACGAUGCCGAAUCAGUGAUAAGGAGAGGCAUACCAUCUUCUCCAGAGAAACCCGCCCCAGAAACUCCUCGUUUGAAAACCAUAUUGGUGAACCACUCCCCUCUACGUGAGGAGUCAUCGGCCACUUCGAGUGUCAAUGCCGCCUUAAGCCAACAUCAGACUUCGCAUGAUCCUGAUUUCAACGUCCAUGCACAAGUUUCCGGCUCUUCCAGUCCUGUUACCCCCGAUAUUUGCGUAGAGGAUGCCGGCGUCAAAGAUCUUCGGGAGGUAGUAACUCCUUUAAGAGACGUAAACAGCCCAGCCAAAGCUACAGAUGUAGAGGAUGAAUCCAAAUCUCUCGCAUCGGAAAUGCUGCGUCCCAUAUCGCCACAACAAGGCGAAGCAAAGAAACUCGUUCGUCCGGAAAUAUAUGAAUCAGAUAGCGAGCCUGACGUUCAACGACCUACACGGAUACAGCGGAAUGCUAGAACCAUCAACAAUGAUGCUUCUUCUUCUUCUUCUUCUUCCAGGCAAUCUCAACAUGAUGAACAGUCUCUGGAGAUAGAGCCCGAUAUUCAGCAAGCCAAACCUACACUUUUACCAACAGGCGGCAGUCCUCCGAUCAUAAGCGACAAUACAGGAACUCUUCUCGCAGAGUCCAGAAUACAGCCCCCGAAACCCAUGCGACGAAAGGAUAUUACGGCAUGUUAUAUACAAAGCUUACAUGUAGAAACGAGAAAGCUCCGACUACUGCAUAAUAGGCGUCCUCGUCCUCAUACUUCUCAGUCUAAUUCUUCAGCGCACAACGCCUCUUCUGUGGAGCCAAUCGAUGCCAGCGAUGCAGAAUCUAGACUCCCUCUUAUCAUUUCAAAGGGUGAUUUUUCCAAAAUGAGGAUUAUCGGCCAGUUCAAUCUUGGAUUUAUCAUAGCCGUUAAGCCUGCCGGUCGUCUGGGCUCCGAAGGAGAGGGAAAGCAUGAUGAACUUUUUAUCAUUGACCAGCACGCAUCUGAUGAGAAAUACAAUUACGAAAGGCUCCAAAAUACCACUGAGAUCCAAUCACAGCGCCUUGUGCAUCCCAAGAGACUUCAACUGACAGCUCUUGAAGAGGAGAUAAUACUGGAGAAUUCAGCCGCUUUAAAUGCGAAUGGUUUUAAAGUAGACAUCGAUACAACAGGGCGUUUCGCUGUGGGAUCGCGAUGCCAGUUGACUUCGUUACCCCUCAGCCGCGAAGUCACAUUCAAACUAGAAGAUUUGGAGGAAUUGAUAUCUCUUUUAGGCGACAAAUCGACCGAGUCCUCGUAUAUCCCUCGCCCUUCGAAGGUUCAAAAGAUGUUCGCGAUGAGGGCAUGUCGAAGCAGCAUUAUGAUUGGUAAAGCCAUGACGAGAAGCCAGAUGUAUUCACUUGUUAACCACAUGGGAGAGCUGGACAAGCCCUGGAAUUGCCCUCAUGGACGCCCGACAAUACGACACUUGAGUCGACUGCAGGCAUGGAGUGGAGGAAGAUGGGAGCUCGAUUUGCCAACUGAUUCAAUUACAACCUGGAACGACUAUGCAAGAGAAGCAAGCUGA
Molecule: messenger RNA, 2913 nt
Organism: Trichoderma aggressivum f. europaeum
Lineage: Eukaryota; Fungi; Ascomycota; Sordariomycetes; Hypocreales; Hypocreaceae
Exons: 3
Coding region: 1-2913 (970 amino acids)
Biological process (GO): mismatch repair
Cellular component (GO): MutLalpha complex
Molecular function (GO): ATP hydrolysis activity; ATP binding; mismatched DNA binding
Source: RefSeq, a predicted model, not a curated record